AUGGAGAACAACUACAACUUGUACAAGGACGAUGGUCAUUGGAACCAGGGUGGGAAUGCAAUCAAAGGCCCGACCGGCCGGAUGGCCUUGCUGGCUGAUGUGGUACCCGGCAUUGUCAUUGUGAUGAAUGCUUUGGUUCUUGGACUUAGCAGCGAUAUUGCAGAGGAUCAUUUGGUCUGGAAGGCUUUUAACAUCUUCUUCCUGGCCUUUUACACUCUGGAGUUUAUCGUGAAGGUCUACUUGUUUGGUUGGCGCUGGUUCUUCUUGGGUGAUGAGUGGGCCUGGAACUAUUUUGACGUGUUCUGCCUAGCGCUGUCUUGGGUAGAGGAAGUGAUCACGUGGAUAUUGACAGCAGUUAACAACGGCCAGUCAGUGGAUCUGAACACUAUGGUGUUCAUCCGCAUGCUACGGCUGACCCGCUUGGUCCGGCUGGUGCGGACACUGCGUUUCGAGAUUUUCUACGAGUUGAAGAUGAUGGUCCUAGGAGUGGUGAGUGGCAUGAGGGUCUUGAUUUGGGCAAUGGUUUUGCUGCUGGUCAUUAUAUAUACAACUGGGGUGGCUGCAAAAAAUGUUUUUGGUCAAGAAGAGCCAGAAUUUGAGACAGUGCCUGCCGCGAUGUUCACCCUUUUCCGUUGCUUCACAGAUGGCUGCGAGUCCUAUGACGGCAAGCCCCUUAUGGAGCGCAUGCGGCCAAAGUACGGCGUUUUACUGGUUGUAAGCUACGUGUGUAUGUUCAUGCUGGUAUGUUUGGGGGUGUUCAAUUUGAUCAUGGCGAUAUUCUUGGAGAAUGUUGUAGCAAACCAGCUCCAACGAAAGCUCAUGGGCAUCGACAACACCGCCAACAAGAUGGAGGUCGACAUCAAGGACUCGCUUUUGCGGCUGGUACUAAGAAGCAAAACCAAUGGCGUCCCAGAGGAAGUGGAGGAGGACUUGAGGGCCAUCAGCCAGACGUUCCAUCGUUGGGAUGCGCGGGUGCGCGCCAUGUUCGAGACCCUCUCCAGCUCGCAGGUGGUCAUCACCAAGCCAGCCUUCCUUUCAUGGCUUCAAGACAAAGAGUUUAUCUCCGUCCUCAAAGAGGCAGACAUCGAGACAGCCAAUCAAGCUGGCAUUUUCGAAUGCUUGGAUGCCGACAUGAGUGGGUGGCUUACCAUGGAUGAGAUCUACAACGGUCUGAUGAGGCUCCGUGGCCCUGUGGCAAAGUCCGAGAUUGUGGGCUUCUGCCGCAUAGAUGCAAACAGCGGAGAGGUCAUGACAGGCGAUUUGGCCCGAGCAGAGCAAAACUCCAAAAGUGGAGAUGAUCCCAAAGUGGAGAUUUUGCCAAAGGCCGAGGAGAAGAAUGCCACCGUUUGGAGCUCCUUGGGACACGCCUACAGGCGCCAAGGAGCUCUGGAAGAAGCGGAGGCGGCCUUCCGCCAAGCCUUGCGGCUAGAGCCGAAGGCUGACGAGGAGAAUAUCUUGGGCAAGAUCCUGUUCCAGCAGAAUCGCCACCGAGAGGCAGAAAGCAGCUUUCGCGCAUCACUUGCCUUGGAUCCUUCCAAUGCAGAGGUGCAUGGAAAUCUGGCCGUUGUCCUGUCUGAGAUGGGCCAAAGCGACCUGGCAGUGGUGGCAUGCAGAAGGGCACAAGAAAUCAAACCACAAGUCCAGACCCAAAACUUCUUGGGGGAGUUGCUGAUGGGCAGCGGCAAAAUCGAAGAAGCAGAGACAGCGUUCAGGAAGUCCUGGGAAAUGAACCAGGAGCAGCCUGAGACCAACCAGCGCUUGGGCAGCCUGUUGAUGCUUCGGUCAGCUUAUGCCGAGGCCGUGCCCUUCCUCAUGAAAGCCAUCAGAUCUGAAGGUGAGUCCUCACCUUGGUCACUGUUGGGCUAUGCCUUCGAGUUGGACGAUCGAGAUGCUGCGGCUGAACAGCUCUUCCAAGUCAUGCUGAGGAACACCUCGCACAAAGCUCUGGCCCUUUGGCGCCUUGGCCGCCUGGCACGUGGCCGUGGCAAUGCAACACUGGCUGAGGAGUACUUUCGGGAAGCUGUCAAACAUAAGUCCGAGGAGGUCUUGAGGCAUCGUCGGGACUUAGGCAGCGCAAUCUUCUUGCAAGGCCGUGUUGAGGAGGCUGAACAAGAGUGGAGACAGAUCUUGGAGCAGCUGAAAUGGGAUGGCUUGUCUCUGGUCCACUUUAAUACCAAUUUCGGCUUUGAGGAGGCCACUUAUCAGGACGCAAAAGAGGCUGAGGCCCAAGCUUUCAUCAAGCAAGUGAAGGAUCCUCAGCUAGUCAAGAUGCUAGAUGCUGUGCGGCAGCAAGAGAACGACAGCGAUUGGCUGUUGAGCUGGGUCAGAGAAACGACGGAGCGUUUCCGGAGUGGCCGUUUGAUCAGUUAUGGAGUGACCUACUUUCCUGCAUGGCAAGAGGUCUGUCAGCAGCCGGAGGUUCAGGCAGUCCUAGCCAAGAAAGAGCCCGUGGCCUUAAUUGUCGGCAGCGCCUUGGGAUACCAGUGUGCCUUUGCACUUGGUCUGGGGUUUGCUCGCUGUGUCGGCUACGACCUGCUCUGCAACAGCAUGGUGAUGCCCGCGCAGCGCAUUGCCAAGGAUGUUGGCCUUGCUGAUCGGAUCCACUUUCAUUGCGGGGAUGCAUUGGCCGCCAAAGAGAUCGGUGAUGUGGCUCUCGUUUGGAUGAAUGAUGAUAGCUUCCCGCGAAGUUCGCUGCGCUCUCUCCGAGCUGCACUGGCCGAUCGGUUGCCGCCAUCCUCUGUGGUCGUCUCCUACCGGGCGCCUGAACUGCAGGAGCCACACUGGCAGUGGGCUGCAACAGUGAAGGCCCGAGUAUCGUGGAACCACGAUCAAUUCUUGCACAUCCUCACGAAGAAAGGGCUUCUGGCAGCUGACAAAGAGUAG
Molecule: messenger RNA, 2883 nt
Organism: Durusdinium trenchii
Lineage: Eukaryota; Dinophyceae; Suessiales; Symbiodiniaceae
Source: the annotation of a GenBank genome assembly